This is a messenger RNA of Paramisgurnus dabryanus, 2331 nucleotides long. RefSeq names its product NIPA magnesium transporter 2 (gene nipa2). NCBI's taxonomy places the organism in Eukaryota, Metazoa, Chordata, Actinopteri, Cypriniformes, Cobitidae. The record is from RefSeq and is a predicted model, not a curated record. Gene Ontology annotation, biological process: magnesium ion transport. Gene Ontology annotation, molecular function: magnesium ion transmembrane transporter activity. Gene Ontology annotation, cellular component: membrane.
UCCUGUUUUGCUUACCGCGUGUCGUCAUGUAUGUCAUGCUACAUUACAUUGUCAUUCCUCAUUCUCGCUCUGAGCUGUGUGUGUGUUGUCAUGAAUACAAGCUCAGAAGAUCGUAUCAGCUGUAAUGUGUGUAGGAUUUCUAAUAAAAACGGUAUCACUUUUGGUGAGGACUGCUCUUCUGGGGUGAACCUUUUGUGUGUUUAUGUCAAUGUGACGGGUGGAAACUCUACGGACAACACUAUGGGUCAAGACAGAGGAAAAUACGAUUUUUAUAUAGGCCUCGGAUUAGCCAUAAGUUCCAGUAUAUUUAUUGGGGGUAGUUUUAUUUUAAAGAAAAAAGGACUGCUUCGACUGGCCAGAAAGGGCUCUAUGCGAGCAGGCCAAGGUGGUCACGCAUACUUGAAAGAAUGGCUGUGGUGGGCUGGCCUUUUAUCAAUGGGGGCCGGUGAAGGUGCCAAUUUUGCUGCAUACGCCUUUGCUCCCGCCACUCUUGUGACUCCUCUCGGCGCUCUCAGCGUAUUAGUGAGUGCGGUCUUGUCAUCGUAUUUCCUGACGGAGAGGUUGAACCUGCACGGGAAGCUUGGUUGUCUGCUUAGUAUUCUGGGUUCUACUACCAUGGUGAUACAUGCACCUAAAGAGGAGGAGAUCGACAGCCUGAAAGACAUGGCCAAAAAACUGGUCGAUCCAGGCUUUGUGGUGUUUGCAACAGUUGUCAUUAUCGUAGCUCUCAUUUUCAUCUUCGUAGUGGGCCCGCGCCACGGCCAGACCAACAUUUUGGUUUACAUCACUAUAUGCUCUGUGAUCGGCGCCCUUUCGGUUUCCUGCGUGAAGGGAUUGGGCAUCACAAUUAAGGAGGCCAUCGCCGGGAAGCCAGUUGUGGGAAACCCUUUGGCCUGGUUGCUGCUGCUGAGCCUGAUAGCUUGUGUUAGUACACAGAUCAACUACUUAAACAAAGCACUGGACAUCUUUAACACAUCUUUAGUGACGCCCAUCUACUACGUGUUCUUCACCACCUCUGUACUGACUUGCUCUGCCAUACUGUUCAAAGAAUGGGAACACAUGGGCGCAGGUGACAUUAUCGGCACGUUGAGCGGUUUCCUCACUAUUAUCGUGGGCAUAUUCCUACUGCACGCCUUUAAGGACGUUAACAUCAGCUUGGCGACACUCGCAGUGUCCAUUAGGAAGGAAGACAAAAACGGCCCUGUUUUAAACGGCAUGGCAGCUCACAACCACUCCGGUUACGAGCUGCUACGGGAAGAAAACGCUGAGGACAUUGGCGACAGAGAGAUGGGAUUGCCAUUUGACAGUAUCUCUAGAAGAAAUGGUACUAUGGCAGCCUCUUAGGGUCAAAAAGGAUCCAGCGUGCAGCAGUUUAUGAAAGUUAAAUAAAAUGUUUUUUUUUUUGCUGCUGUUUGGACAUCUCGAAUUGUUUGAUAAAACCUAAGACAAUCAACUCUUGAGGCAAAAAAAGGACCAAUCGAUUGUACUAAGAGUUAUUGUUUUAUUCGCCUUACUUUGGUUCAGACACGAGUACACGUAAAGGGUUCAUCUCAUUCCUCAUGUAGCACUGUACAUACAGCCCUGUACAUUUUUAAGAGACUUUUGUUAUAUUUUAUGUACAGAUAUCUGCCUUUACAUGCACCAAAAUUGUCUUAGACUUUAUAAUAAAGACAUAACCGGAACACCACCUUAUAUAAACCUAUCAACAGUGCAUUUAGAUUAUUUUUAAGAAAAACACCACCGUUUUUCAAUAUUUUACUUUGUUCUUACCUUAACUUAGAUGAAUUAAUACAGCCCUAUCUUUUUUCAAUGCGUGCACUUAAUCUUUGUACAGCGCGUUUGUAAAUGUGUUAGCAUUUAGCCUAGCCCCAUUCAUUCCUAAGGAUCCAUAGGGAUGUUUUCCCUUUUUAAAGACUAAGUACUAAGUAUGUAUGGUGGCGCAAAAUAAAACAUGGUGAUUUUUUGAGCGUUUGGUAAUUUUUUUUAAGCAUGGUGAUUUUUUUUAAGUGUUUGGUGGCUUCUUAAUUCAUCCCUGUUUGGAUCCUAAGGAAUGAAUGGGGCUAGGCUAAAUGCUAACACAUUCACGAUGCGCUGUGGAAAGAUGAGGUGCAUGCUUUGAAAACAGAUAGGGAUGUAUUAAAUCAUCUAAGUUGAGGUAAAAACAUAGUAAAAUAUUGAAAAAAGGUGGUGUUUUCCUUUAAAUUAUAGUUCACCAAAUUUUUUCGUGGGUGAUCUCUAACCUGUUUAGAGAAUGUUGAAGAAUGACUCUUAAUCCUGUAUUUGAUACAUAUUUAUUUAAUUAAAGUUUGAUUACAUGAUUCAAAUACAAAA